AGUGGCAAGAAUAGCUACACCGUUCGUAAAUAAAGCAUUUGUAUUUAAAAAUGGAAAUAAAAGUUAAAGAUGUUGCUAGUAUGCAAUUCAAACCGUUUCACGAAACUUUCCCAUACUGUACUUUUGGAUUGGCUCUUUCUAGCAUUUAUCCAAAUAAGUAUAAUAUUAAAAAAAGAAUUCUCACUUUUGUUACUAUUAUAACAUUUUGUGUAUUUCAAAUAUUCUGGUUCUUAACUUACACGAUCAAUUGUUUAUUGAAACUAGACAUUUUGAAUUUCGCCCGUAACAUGACUUUAUGGAUUAUUGUCAUAUUAUUUUUCUUCAAAACCAUAUACGCAAUUAAAUACACCGAAGAUUUCGCUGCCAUUUUGAAUAUGAUCAGCAAAGAUUUUGUGAAAGCAAAUGAAAUGGACGCGGAUUAUCAGGAAAUUUUCAAAACUUAUCUCAAGAAAAGUAAAUUUGGAGAACUGGUCUGGUUAGUGAUACCGAUAAUCCUGAGCUCACAGUUCCCAAUAUAUCCAGCGAUUUUGAUGAUAAUGGAAAAUUUAGAAACAGAUUCUCCAAACAGAUACAUGGUCCACGAAAUGGAUAUGAUAUAUGUUGAGCACAUACAAUACACAACGCCGUUUUUUGAAAUUUACUUUGCUUACAACAUGACCCAGUGUUUAUUUCUUUCACCGAUUUUUACAGGAUUUGAUGGGUCUUUCUGUAUUGCAACAAAUCAUCUUUGUUUAAAGUUGAAACUGAUGACGCAUAAAGUACGAAGAGCAUUCAAAGAUGCAAAAAACUCGGAGCAAUUGAGAAAUAAAAUGAAACAAGCUAUACGUGAUCAUCAAGAAGUUCUGGACUUUUACACCCAACUGUCUGAAUUCUACGGUUUUUGGCUUUUGGUUUUAUUUUUGGUAGCUUCUAUUGGAGUCUCUUUCAAUUUAUAUCAGAUUUAUAUGAUGCGUCAGAUAGUACCGAAGUACGUGAUAUUUAUGUUCAGUGCUAUCCUACACAUUUACAUACCUUGUGUUUACGCAAGUAAUGUUACUGAGAUUGCGAAAGAAACAGCAGUGGACCUGUACAACACCCCGUGGGAAUCUUGCUACGAUCCGGUCGUCACCAAGUACCUCAUCUUCAUGAUCGCCAGGUCGCAACGAGACAUGAUCUUCAACGGGAAGGGUCUGGUCAACUAUAACAUGCAAUUGUUCAUCUCUCUCAUGCAGUCCGCUUACUCUUUCUACACCCUUAUUACAAGUUAAACUUAUUAUUUCUUUAACACAAUAAGUCCCUGAUUGAAUUUUUUGUGAAAUCAUUAUGAUCUUGUUAUUAUAAUAUAUAUUUAAUCAUUAUAGUCGAGUCUUCACGGCGGCAGCCAGUAGCUGUGCUUUCUUUACUAGUGCUUUCCAGGCAAUGCGAACUUGUAUUAACAAUGCGAUUUAUAUUUCAUAACUAUGUUUUCAAAUCAAAUAAAGUCAAAUUAUUUAUUGCAAAUUAUGUUUUGUAUCAUAAUUACUUAUCAUAACAAAAAAUAAAAUUAUGUAUGCUAUAUUACAGUCGCCAUUGAUGCUAGAGCUAUUUAUUCAUUGAACCAUGUUUAGUCAAAUGUCAUGUCAAACAAAUAAAAUUUGAAAAUCUUUGUAAAAACCCAUUGUAUAUAUUUUGUAGUGAAUGCCAUUUAACUGUAACUAUAAACCUAUACAAACAUAAAAUAUUUAUUAAAAAAAAUAUACUUCACAUAAUUACUAACAUAUUAUUAUACUUUUGCACAAGCCCACAAUGUUUUCUAAAAUAAAUUAAGGUAAUCUAGUCUAAUCUCAUCUAACGUAAUUAUUUUAAAUUUCACAAUAAUUACCUCAAACAAAAUUAUUUUCAAAUUACUAAAUUGUAAAGUAAAUGAAAUAUAUCUUACAAUAAU
Molecule: messenger RNA, 1903 nt
Organism: Plodia interpunctella (Indianmeal moth)
Lineage: Eukaryota; Metazoa; Arthropoda; Insecta; Lepidoptera; Pyralidae
Product: odorant receptor Or2
Exons: 2
Coding region: 51-1247 (398 amino acids)
Biological process (GO): detection of chemical stimulus involved in sensory perception of smell; sensory perception of smell
Cellular component (GO): plasma membrane
Molecular function (GO): olfactory receptor activity; odorant binding
Source: RefSeq, a predicted model, not a curated record